Trematomus bernacchii (emerald rockcod) is the source of this 5696-nucleotide messenger RNA. RefSeq names its product zinc finger protein 335-like. Gene Ontology annotation, biological process: brain development; positive regulation of neurogenesis; regulation of gene expression. The transcript is spliced from 28 exons. Bases 415 to 5112 code for a protein of 1565 amino acids. Gene Ontology annotation, molecular function: RNA polymerase II cis-regulatory region sequence-specific DNA binding. Lineage: Eukaryota; Metazoa; Chordata; Actinopteri; Perciformes; Nototheniidae. The record is from RefSeq and is a predicted model, not a curated record. Gene Ontology annotation, cellular component: nucleus.
UUGUAAUGGUACAUCCAGAGGGAAUAUUAAACAUCUUAGGUCCAUCAGUUUGUAGCUUAACAGCGGCCCUACGUGUUUGCAUAUUACUCCGCAUCCAUAUGCGCAAUUGUCCUUCCUCAAAAAACAAUAGUCCACUAAGGGAAUAUAAACAUCACAUCUACCAAAUAUUUCAGACAUAAAAUAAUCAAUCAAUCAAUACACCUGUUUUUUAAAACAGACAAAUAAAUUAACCUUUCGUCAAACAACAAGAUCAUUUUCAACAAAAAUAAUAAAUAAGAUCCGGUUGCACGGACAGGAAGCUAGGAGAGUCUCAUGGCGCCCGACUAGAAUGAAGCAACAAUUAUCGGUUACUAUUUUCUGUCCUAGUAAGCGCAUCUACACUAAAGGAUACCCUUCUACUCGAACAUAAACGUCAUGGAUUCAGAGGAGAAUGAGGUGGAGAGCAGCAGCGAUGCGGGUCCUUCGGGGAUGGAGGAGCCGUCUGAAAGCGGCAUGGGAGUGGAGUCAUCAGAGGCCAUGUCUGCAGACAGCAGUGAUGCUGCUGCCUCUCAUGCACAGGCCCCUGAGUCCGACUGCCAUGUUGGACAGAGCUCAGAGGGACUUAUGGUGUUCGCCCCAGAAACCAGCUCCAGUACAGACGCCAGAGUUUCAUCAGUCCAUCUCCCAGACUCCUCCUCAGUGGCUCAGUCCACCAGCGUGUCCAGCGUCUCCACAGUGACUCAGUCGGUGAUGGUGUCUGAUUCAGCCCAAGUGCUGGUCCACUCCAGUGCUACAUCUGAAGGAUCCAUGAUGGUUUCUGACUCCACUGCUUCUACCUCGUCAGAUCUCGGGUCUGCCAUUGACAAGAUCAUAGAGUCCACCAUCGGCCCUGACAUCAUGAAUGGUUGCAUAGCUGUGACCAGUGCAGAAGCUGGAGGUGCAGAAACAACCCGAUAUUUGAUAUUACAAGGACCAGAUGACGCCAUAGAAGCUCUUGCUGAAGGACCCACCUCCACCUGUCUGGACCAGGGAGAACUGCGGCGCCACCAUGACCCUGAUCAGCCGGGCCCCUCGGGGUACCCAGAGGACAGCAGCAGUCAGCCCGACCAGCCCCAGCACUCCCACCCUUCCCAGUACAUGGACUGCAGUGCAGACGGUCCAGACCAGACGGGGGAGUCUUCAUCUUCCUAUGUGGAGUGUUCAGGCGAGGAGCCCGACCAGACCCGCUCCCAGUCUGGUUUCCCUGACUACAGCGGGGAUAACAGUGACCAGGAUCUGCCUGGAUAUGUGGAGUGCAGUGGGGCGGACUCGAACCCAACCAGCCGGGGUCACUAUGUUGUAGACUGCAGUGCUGGGUACAUGGAGUGUUCGGUGGACGAUGGGGCGCGACCGCAUCAUUCACGCAGUUACAUUGACAGUAGUGCAGACCACCGGACUCAGACAUUAAGACAAUAUGUGGCCCAGUAUGUAGGGGAGUGUGUCGCAGCUGCAGACUCUGAGCAACCGGAAUGCUCUCAGUAUCAAGCAAGGGACGAUGAUGAAGAUGACGAGAAUAACCAGGAUCCAGACCAGCCGCAGCACUCUCAACAGCAGCCCCAGCACUCCUGUUACAUGGCAAGCAGCAACGGCCCAGAGGCCUCCAUCUAUGAGGAUGACAGCUCCUCUUCGGACCACCCUCUGGCAGACACAGCAGGCUCAGUGGGGCUUCCUGAGUCAUUGGAGUGCAGCGAGAGCCAGUCUGGGAUGUACAUCAGCAGCAGUGGGACUUACACCUCUAAUACAGAGCCUGAGUCAGCCCAACAGUGCUCACCUAGCCAAGAGGAGCCCCAAGGCUCCCAGGGGCCUCAGGAGGAAGCAGGGCCGGCCAGGGAGAUGGAGACAUCUACAGUGCCAGAAGUCUCAGGACACAGAGCACCUAACCUGGCUGAGUUGGAGGAGAUGAUGGAAGUAGUGAUUGUUCAGCAGUUCAAGUGUAAGAUGUGUCCGUACAAGAGUGUCUCCAAAGACACACUCAUCAACCACAUGAGAGACAAACACUUCAAACCUGUAGGGGAAAUGCCAAAAAAGCGUAAACGUGGGAGGCCUCCUAAAAGUGAGACGUUUGCCCGUCGUCAGGCAGAGAGGGUGGAAGCUGAAGAGAGGAAGGCAGCAAAAGCUGAGGCUGCUCAGCCCAAACAAGCAGAAGAAGAGGAGGAUGAUAUUGUGGAUUCGGGCGCUAUUGAUGAUGCUGAAGAGGAUAGUGAUUACACCCCUGCAGACGAGGACAGCAAAGGAAGACCACCUGCCAUUUUGAAGAAGUCCACUCCUCCAAUCUCUUCCUCCUCUCAUGGUCGUCCUCGGCGUAAAGUUGGCCGUCCAAGGAAGUACAGCCUUAUAGAAGAAGGCUACAGCAACAAAGAAGCAGAAAGUGUUGCUAAGAAGCCGAGGGUGAGUGUGGAUGGUAGUGCGCCUGAAGAGGCAAGUUCGUCCGGACUCAACAACAGUCAUGCUAUGGUGACCGAUGGAGACACAGCUGAGGCAGCAAUUAGCCAAUCAGACUCUGAGAACAAAGACCCUUCAUCCAACACACAGCCAGAAGAAUUGUUUCAGAGGAAACGUGGUCGACCCUCCAAGCGUUUUCUUCGCAAGAAGUAUAAGAAGUAUAUCAACCGAAAUCGGUACUAUAAAUCCUUGAAACCGCUCCUCAGACCUCAUAACUGCUGGAUUUGUGGCUCACGCUUCCUCACUCAAGAGGAUUUGCGCUUCCACGUGGACUCUCAUGAAGGCAAUGACCCGGAGCUCUUCAAGUGCCUGCAGUGCAACUAUCGCUGCAAGCGCUGGUCUUCACUUAAGGAACACAUGUUCAAUCAUGAGGGCAUCAAGCCGUUCAAGUGUGACGAGUGUGAUUACUCAAGUGUCUACAAGAAAGAUGUCACGCGCCACUCAACAGUCCACAACAAAGACAAAAAGAAAAAGACAGAGUUGGUACCAAAAGUGUCAGAGUUCCUCUGCCCUGUGUGUCACAGGGUUUACCCCAUGCAAAAGAGACUGACCCAGCACAUGAAGACCCACAGCUCAGAGAAACCACACAUGUGUGAUAAGUGUGGAAAAUCCUUCAAGAAACGUUACACAUUCAAAAUGCACCUACUGACCCACAUCCAGAGUCUAGGAGACAGCAAGUUCAAGUGUGAAUAUUGCGAUUACACCUGUGACAACAAGAAGCUGCUGCUCAACCAUCAGCUGUCCCACACCAACGACCGGCCCUUUAAGUGUGACUACUGUAAAUACUCCACUUCUAAAGAGGAGUUCCUGGUCUCCCAUCUGGCCAUCAAACACACAGGAGAGAAGCCUUUCUCCUGUCAUCUGUGCCACUUCAUGACAAAGCACAGGAAGAACUUGCGUCUACAUGUGCAGUGUCGCCACCCUGAGACGUUUGACGAUUGGUCUGUGGCCCACCCUGAGGAGCCGGUCAGGAGGCGACGCAGACCCUUCUUCACCCUGCAGCAGAUAGAGGAGCUCAAACUACAACAGCAUGACGACACACAGGAUUUGCAGAACACUAUUGUUGCUGUGGAUUCUGCCACACUACAAGCCAUGCAGGGUUUGGAAAAUGCCUCUGUGUCCCAGGACGCUAUGGGCAACACCACCAUCAUCUAUGAACAAGCUGAAUCCAGUGAUCAAUCCGCCCAGAAUGCCCUUGACCUGCUGCUGAAUAUGAGCAAUGCCCGGGAACUGGUGAGCAACGCCUUACAGGUGGCAGUGCUGAAGUCAGAAGGCAAACCUUUGGAAAAGGGCACGUGGAGUGCAGUGACCUCAGCUCCGGGACAGGCACAAAAGGUUGUGACCUUCCACGUUUCGGAGAACGGUGAGACGGUGCUACAAGAGGCCUACGAGACGGCCACCUCUGAGACAGGAGAGCUCGCCCAGAUCGCCAUCGAAGCCUACGAGAGCGGGGGGGACUUCAGUGUGGUGGAACAGGCGGCCGAAGAGAUCCACAGCCCUGGAUACAGUAACGAGGAGGGCAGUCCUUGUCAGGCUGAAGUCUCCGGAUCAGAGAGCAUGAAGGGUGAAAAGUACUACCUUACAUCUGCACUACCUGAUGGUGUUCUGCAACAGGUGGAGCUGUGCAGCGAAGCUCCAGCCUCUCCGUCUGCCAUGGGCUCUCCCGGUUUGAGCACAAAGAGGUUUUCCUGCCGAAUAUGCAUGGAGUCGUUCCACGGACGCUCUGACAUGGAGAACCACAAGAGGGCACACAUAGACCCCAACACCUUCAAGUGUCCUGACUGUGAUUAUAACUCCACCUCCUGGCUCGAGGUCAAGACUCACAUGGAGCUUCAUUCCUACCUACGCCCUCACAAGUGUCCAAGCUGUAGUUUUGCCUCCAAGAACAAGAAAGACCUGCGCCGACACAUGAUGACACACACCAAUGAGAAACCGUUCUCCUGCCACCUUUGUGGACAAAGGUUUAACCGUAAUGGCCAUUUGAAGUUUCAUAUGGAGCGUCUCCACAGUCAGGAUCAUCUCGCUCGCAAGACGCGUACCGCUUCAUCUCAGCAAACUAUCAUAGUGAACAGUGAUGAGGAGGCCCUGGCAACACUACAAUCCCUACAGGCUCAUCAAACAGUGAUCACUCCAGAGCGGUUGCAGGCUUUGGGACAUGAUCACAUCAUUGUAGCGCAGGAACAGGGACUAUCAGACCAGGAGGAGGGGACAUACAUCCAGCAGAUAACCACCAUAGAUGGACAAACAGUGCAGCACCUGAUGACAGGAGAGAACCAGGUGACUGAGGUUCAGUAUAUCAUCUCACAAGAUGGAGUGCCGCACCUAAUCCCUCAGGAGUAUGUGGUCGUAUCUGAUGGCAACCACAUACAGAUGCAAGAUGGACAGAUCAUUCAGUAUGAGCACGACGGAACCUUUCUGCAGGAGCAACAGAUUGCUGUCAGUCAUGACGGUCAGAUCCAGUAUAUACCCGUGAGCUCGGGGGAACAGAUUGUGAAUCCUGAAGAUAUGGAGGCCGGUACCCACUCUGCUGUCACAGCUGUAGCAGACGCAGCCAUGACGCAGACGGUCUACACUGAAGCUACACCCGAACAGCUGGAGCAGCUCCAGCAGCAAGGCAUCCAGUACGAUGUCAUUACUUUCACAGACGAAUAGACGGCUUUUCAAACCUACAAACCACUAUGCACUGACAAGUAUAGUGACCUCAACGAAUUCAUGCAUUCAGCUGGCUGUAAACUAAGCUUAUCUCCUCCACAGUAUCCUCUGCUUGGGGGCAGUUGCACUGUUUAAUAAGAUUUUUGUAAAUGCUAAUUAUUGCACACAUUGCUUCUAACCUAAUCAUAGGGGCUGUGCAUUUAUAAGAUGAUUUAGCAAGGUUGUUCUAUAUUGUAAUUAAUACAAAUCAUUUGUGUUUACGUCCCUCAACUGCCUCCAUUUGCAAGACAAUGUUAUCAAAAGAAAUGAAACAGCUUAUAUCAUGUUUUAGAAAAUAUCCAGAGCAUCCAUGUAUAAACAUUAUCAUUUUUGAAUGGACUGAAAUGAAAAGGGAGUGUUUAUUUUUGAUCUGUUAUAAUGAUGUUAAUUGUUAGAAUGCCUCAACAUUGUGUUUACUAAGUAUAAAUAUGUACAUAUCUGUUGCAUUGUUCUUCUUUUCCGUGAUGGAAGAUAUGUUUCGAUUUGGUGAAUAUGAAGUGUUUAAUAGGCUGAAAGCUGACACCAAAUAAAUCACUUUGUGUAUA